Molecule: messenger RNA, 300 nt
Organism: Pyrenophora tritici-repentis Pt-1C-BFP
Lineage: Eukaryota; Fungi; Ascomycota; Dothideomycetes; Pleosporales; Pleosporaceae
Source: RefSeq, a predicted model, not a curated record
AUGCCUGCUCUUCCAUUCAACACUUCUGCUUCUUCUUCUCCUUCAAAUUCGCCAACUUUGUCGCCUACCGCCACGCCUUCAAUAGUUCUCCAUCCCGCAUCGGGUGCUUCCCAUAAGAAGGAGCUUCACAAGCCGAAAGAAGACCCUGCGCAGGCCUACCGCAUCCGUUAUGCGCAAUACCUCGCAGCCACUUUCGGCUUCUCAAUGCAGGCCGCCAUGGCCGAGGCGGAUAGCCAGCUCGCGCCGAGACGUUCGUCGGGCUCGAGUAUGUCCGAGGCUGAGUCGUUACGCUCGAUUUAG